Scutellospora calospora is the source of this 542-nucleotide messenger RNA. Lineage: Eukaryota; Fungi; Glomeromycota; Glomeromycetes; Diversisporales; Gigasporaceae. The record is from the annotation of a GenBank genome assembly.
GAAGUGUUGAGGAGUCUAAAACAAACGAAUCUGCGGAUGAAAAAGUAUCUAAUUCUUCUGUUGUUGUUGUUGCUGCAGUUCAAUCAACGGAUGAAGAGGAUGAGGAUGAAAAUCCAAAAGACGGACAGGAUGGAUCAAAUUUAUCCGUACUUUCUCUCGUAUGUAGUGAAAUGUUGGAUAAAUCUCAUGAUCCAUCCAAACAAAAAGGAAAAAAAACAAUGGAAAAGCAGCCAAAGAUUAAUAAAGAACCAUCGAAGGAUGUUUCAUCACCAAAAGGCUCCAAUGAUAGUGUAACACCUAAUAAUGAAAAGGCGAUAAAUGGAAAUAGUGAAACUUGUGGCACGGUCAGUAGUCCACUAGUUUUUUCAAUCCCAGCAAAUUCUUAUCCAGUUGCACCAACUCAAGUCGUCCCAAUCAAACGUGAGACAACACUCAAUGGUGCUAGCACUUCAACAGAUUUUAAACGUGCUAAACAUUCUUUAAUUAACGACGCGGGACAAGGACAAUUUCAACUGGAACAAACAUCAUUUUCUCAGCAACAA